Molecule: messenger RNA, 891 nt
Organism: Penicillium waksmanii
Lineage: Eukaryota; Fungi; Ascomycota; Eurotiomycetes; Eurotiales; Aspergillaceae
Product: oxidoreductase, short chain dehydrogenase/reductase family
Exons: 4
Coding region: 1-891 (296 amino acids)
Cellular component (GO): intracellular anatomical structure
Molecular function (GO): oxidoreductase activity, acting on NAD(P)H, oxygen as acceptor
Source: RefSeq, a predicted model, not a curated record
AUGGCUCCCUCUAUCUCUAACACCACCCUCGACCACACACUCCCAGCAGUCGUGCCAGAGUCCAACGAGACCCCGGCCGCGUUUGCGCCCACCAAUGAACUCUUCUCCCUCCGCGGUCGCACUGUCGUCAUCACUGGAGGUGGUCGUGGACUCGGCAUGACCCUGACCACUGCUGUCCUCGAGGCUGGUGGUGAUGUUGCUUGCCUGGAUCUUCUCUCUGAGCCCAGCCCCGAGGAGUGGGUUGCUGUUCAGAAGCUGGCCACUUCUCGCGGUCUGAAGGCGACCUAUACCAAGUGCGACAUCACAGAUGAGGCCUCGACUAAGGAGACCCUCGAAAAUAUCGCCGCGCAAGCUUCGCAGCGCAACAUGCCCAUGCGCGGUCUCAUCACUUGCGCCGGUAUCCAACAGAUGGUCCCUGCUCUCGACUAUCCUGUUGAAGGAUAUCGCAAGAUGCUGGAUGUCAAUGUCCUCGGAACGUUCAUCCCCGCUAAGCACUUCUCCCGCAUUCUCGUUGAGCAGAAGGCUCCCGGUAGCAUUGUGAUGAUUGCCUCCAUGUCCGGCCAGAUCGCCAAUCGCGGUCUCACUUGUACCGCCUACAACUCCUCCAAGGCCGCUGUCCACCAGAUGUGCCGAUCGGUCGCCCAGGAAUGGGGCCAGCACAACAUCCGCGUCAACACACUGUCCGCCGGAUAUAUCCGCACUGCUAUGACCGACGCCCUUCUGAAGGAGAAGCCCGAGGUCGAGGAGACCUGGAUGCGCGGAGCUCUGCUCGGUCGCCUGGGUGCCCCAGAGGACUUCAAGGGGCCUACCAUUUACAUGCUUACCGAUGCCAGCGCUUGGAUGACUGGAGCUGAUCUGCGUGUUGACGGUGGUCACUGUGCUGCAGCAUAA